Molecule: messenger RNA, 2178 nt
Organism: Ogataea philodendri
Lineage: Eukaryota; Fungi; Ascomycota; Pichiomycetes; Pichiales; Pichiaceae
Exons: 3
Coding region: 1-2178 (725 amino acids)
Biological process (GO): protein phosphorylation; intracellular signal transduction; microtubule cytoskeleton organization
Cellular component (GO): cytoplasm
Molecular function (GO): ATP binding; protein serine/threonine kinase activity; tau-protein kinase activity
Source: RefSeq, a predicted model, not a curated record
AUGCGCUGCCCAUUCGACACACAAUUGGGCAACAUUGAAAACCACCUUACUUAUAAUCUAAUUCAUAUAUUCACUAGUUUAAACAUUGACAAUGGCCAACUCCUCACGACCAGCCUUGGUGUACAAGUACUCGUUGUAGUCUCUGGCUCUGGCCCAGAUCUCCCAGACAAUCAUUCCUGGAACAACAACGUACAAGAUUUGUGCUUUGGUUCUUCUGAAAACGUUGAAGAAAGCACUCUCAAGAGAACCCUUCAAUGGAGACUGAGCGUAUGGAGAAACGGUGUAUUGAGUGAUUCGCGCGUGCUCAACAACAUCGACAACGAGGAGCUGAUCCCGGCAGUCGACUUCCACGACCUGCUCCACGGGUGGGAGGUGGAGGGCGGGCUGUCCAAGGUCUCGUCCGAAACCGACAAGGCGUACUUUGACCAGGCCGGCCGGAGGCUCGUUCUGGGAAAACACCCCAUGGACGGCAUCGAGGACGAGUACGUUCCUGAUUUCAAGGAGUUCAACUUCCGCAGCUGGUUUGACGACGCGGUGCUGGACGAGGACCGCCUUUUCGAUGAAUUGCACUCGCAGGUGCCCCCAAUUUCAAUCAAAAACCAGCAGGUGUCACCGAAACCCGUUUCGCGGCUCUCUCUUUCGCCGGAGCGCGACAAGGACCGUGUGAUCUUGUCGUCGCUGCCGUCGAACUUCCUGUCGUUGUCCUUUAGCGAACGUAAAAAGCUCAUCAACAAGGUGCUGCCCGAGUCGCUGCAGAACGACGCCGACUACAAGAACCACAUCACCAAGCUGAUCCGCAGAAACUCCAUUUCUGGCUCGUCGCCGGCCCAGCGAUUCACCAACUCGUUCUCGCUGCACAGCUCGUCCGUGCACAGUGCGAUGUCUGUGGCCGAUAACUACAAUCAGAAAGGGUCUCUCGUCUUGGGCAAAUGGAGACUCGGCCGUAUCAUCGGCAGAGGAGCCUACGGAAUCAUCAGAUCUUGCACGGACCUCAACGACAACGAGAAAGCCAUGAAGGUGAUCAACGUGCACGGCUCGGCCGAGCUGAUCAAACGGUUCAAAACAGAGUCGCUCAUGUGGUCGCUGCUACACCACGAAAACAUUCUGCCUUUAUUUGAUUUCAAGUUCACCUCCAAGUCGUUUUUCCUGCUGACACAGAAAUGCGACGCCGGGUCGUUGUUUGACUGCGUCAAACGCUGGGAGAUGUCGUCCGACCCAGAAAGACUCUCCUCGGUGGUGUCCUACCUCACCGAUAUCUGCUCAGGGUUGGAAUACAUGCACAGCCUUGGGAUCAGCCAUGGAGACGUCAAGCUCGAGAAUUGUCUGCUUUCGCACGGACGAGUGGUUCUGUGCGAUUUUGGCAUGGCCAGUUUCUUUUCGCGCGACACCGACGCCCUGAUUCGGAUUCCAGACCUCUCGCGACGCAUUCUGGACGACCCAGUUUCCGCCGCGCCUCCGCGCGUGGUGUCUGUGGGCUCGUCGGUGUCUGUGCGCAACUCGCCGUUGUCAUCUGCCGCCAACACGCCAACGCCGCGCUCGCCAGCGUCACUCUCAACAACCUCAUCCAUCGACAGCUCCCGUUUGCCAGACACCCAUAUCGGGUCUCUGCCGUACGCCGCGCCAGAGAUCCUACGGCCAAACCCAUACAACCUCGACCACCUCACGGACUCCUGGGCAGUAGGGGUGCUGCUCUACACACUUGUGACCCUACGCCUUCCUUACCAGCACAAAUUCGAGCCGAGACUCAAACUAAUGAUAAUGAAUAACGAUUAUGAUAGCGGCCGGUUCCGCGCGGCACUGGGCGACUUCCACGCCACCAGCAAGCUCUGCGACAUCCUUGCCGCGUGCCUACAGCCCGACCGCGCCUUGCGCUGGGACAUGUCGCGUUCUGCCUUGGCCAGCAUGAUCUCCUCGACCGUGUUGGCUAACACGAGCCGGUACACCACCACGGGGUUUUUCUGGCCGAUCCGGUGCACUCUGUCCAUGGCCUGCAAAUCGACCUGCGGGUUCCAGUCCGAGUCGAACAGAACGACCGAGUCUGCCGCGGUCAGGUUGAUUCCCAGGCCACCUGCGCGUGUCGAGAGCAGGAACACGUCUGCCUCUUCGGCAGAGAACCGGUCGAUUUCCGCCUGGCGGUCUGUCUGGCUGGUUGCUCCGUCAAUACGACACGUUUUGUAA